AUGGCUUCGCAGGAUUUUGAGGAUCUCUUCUCAACGUUGAUGGUUAGCCUACCGCUCACGCCGCACCGAGUGCGGUUUCAGAAGGUGGAGCACACCUUUACCUCCGAGGAAGCAGUUACGAACCUGGGCUCCUUAAAGUUCUCGCAAUCAAAUCGCAUGCCAGAUCCGAAAGACCCGUCGAGGAUAGUAACGACGACGACGACGACUACUUUCUCCAUGGCGAAAGAGAUGGCUCGCUCCGUGUGUCAAAAGUUCUUGGAGGCCAGAUUCAUCGAGUCCGCCGACGGCAAAAUGGACUUCGCAUCCAAGAGCGCGGUGUGGCAGCUCACACCCAAGGGGAUGUACAUUCUGCAACGGUUCUGCCAACGCAACGGUAUCAACCAAAGACACGUAUGCGAGGUUCUAGAGUCUCCGCGCAAUGUGAUGCACCUGGUAAUACUGGAAAGAGAGCACGACACAGACAAGCUCAGUCACGACCAAGCCACAAUCGAGGUCAUCUUCCGGAGAUUCGCUGGGGAGGGCGGACCGAACGCGAAGGCCAGCACAUCAGCCUCUGACUCUGAUUCUGUACACGAGUAUUCCACCGGCCUGGUGGGAGUAAAGAUGGCUCGGGAACGCAAGAUUGGGGACAAAGUUUACUGGAACACCUUCACCGGCAAGACAUCCGUAGACUGGCUCAUGGACUGCUGCACAAUGGUCGAUAAAAGAGAAACCUAUGAGAUCUGUACAAUGUUCAUCGAGUACGGGUUGAUGCGGCCCGUAGAUUCAGCACAGGCGCGCAACCACCGAUUUCAGCCCCUGAAGAGCGCCAUUUACUAUGUGACCGAGAAGGGGCAAAGAGUGGCCGGCUGGAUCUCAAGCCCAAAGAGCUCGGUAAAUGGAGACGUCCCCGUCAACAGACCGCGCGAAGGUGCAACAAGAGAUUCGAACGCCAACAGAAUGACCAUAAUCGUCCGUGAUCCGGCGCUACGCUUACUCUUCCGGGAGUUCCUGCGCGAUACUCACUGCGAGGAGAACCUGUCGUUUUACCUGGACGUGAAGGAGUUCCUGGACAACUAUGCUAUGACAAAGCAGAACGGCAUAACUCCCAAGCUGGAAGUGAUCAGAGAGACGUUGGCAGCAGCUUACAGCCUGUACAACGCUUUCCUCGCGCCGGGGUCGCCGUGUGAACUGAACAUCGAUCACUCACUACGCACUGCUCUCGCGGCACGCAUGACCAGAGCUGUCGGCGACAAUGAAGCUAUGAUUGUCAGCCUCGACGAAGUUGCCACGCUCUUCGAUCAAGCGCAAAACUCCGUCUUCAAGCUCAUGGCAAGCGAUUCUGUACCCAAGUUUAUGAGAGAACCGAAGUACAGCGCCAUUCUUCGGGAACGGAAUCUGGAGGCGGCGCUUGGCAGCAGCGCAUUACGCUCCACAUGA
Molecule: messenger RNA, 1419 nt
Organism: Coniosporium apollinis CBS 100218
Lineage: Eukaryota; Fungi; Ascomycota; Dothideomycetes
Exons: 3
Coding region: 1-1419 (472 amino acids)
Biological process (GO): intracellular signal transduction
Source: RefSeq, a predicted model, not a curated record